Phacochoerus africanus (Common warthog) is the source of this 2260-nucleotide messenger RNA. RefSeq names its product forkhead box I1 (gene FOXI1). Bases 80 to 1216 code for a protein of 378 amino acids. Gene Ontology annotation, biological process: anatomical structure morphogenesis; regulation of transcription by RNA polymerase II; cell differentiation. The transcript is spliced from 2 exons. Gene Ontology annotation, molecular function: DNA-binding transcription factor activity, RNA polymerase II-specific; RNA polymerase II cis-regulatory region sequence-specific DNA binding. Lineage: Eukaryota; Metazoa; Chordata; Mammalia; Artiodactyla; Suidae. The record is from RefSeq and is a predicted model, not a curated record.
GGGCCUGCUGAGCACCUGUCAGGGCCAGCUCCCCCGCACAGGUGCCAGGCAGGUGGCUCCGGCCAAGCCCAGCCCAGGCAUGAGCUCCUUCGACCUCCCGGCGCCCUCCCCACCGCGCUGCAGCCCCCAGUUCCCCAGCAUCGGUCAGGAGCCCCCCGAGAUGAACCUUUACUAUGAGAACUUCUUCCACGCCCAGGGGGUGCCCAGCCCUCAGCGGCCCCCCUCCUUCGAGGGUGGCGGGGAAUUUGGGGCCACACCCAACCCCUACCUCUGGCUCAACGGGCCAGCCAUGACCCCGCCACCCUACCUGCCGGGCACCAGCGCCAGCCCCUUCCUGCCCCAGACCUACGGGGUGCAGAGGCAGCUGCUGCCUGGCAUGUCGGGGCUCGGGGGCGGCGACCUGGGCUGGCUGCCCAUCCCCUCGCAGGAGGAGCUGAUGAAGCUGGUGCGGCCCCCCUACUCCUACUCAGCGCUCAUCGCCAUGGCCAUCCACGGGGCGCCGGACAAGCGCCUCACCCUCAGCCAGAUCUACCAGUACGUGGCCGACAACUUCCCCUUCUACAACAAGAGCAAGGCCGGCUGGCAGAACUCCAUCCGCCACAACCUGUCGCUCAAUGACUGCUUCAAGAAGGUGCCCCGUGACGAGGACGACCCGGGCAAAGGGAAUUACUGGACCCUGGACCCCAACUGUGAGAAGAUGUUCGACAACGGAAACUUCCGACGGAAGAGGAAGAGAAAAUCCGACGUGUCCUCCAGCACCGGCUCCUUGGCCUCUGAGAAAACGGAGACCAGCCUCCUGGGGGGCAGCGCCAAGGCCGCAGAGGCCCAGGACCUCCUGGACGGCGCCUCGCCCGGGCCCGGCGGCUCCCCGGAGAAGCCGGCCUCGCCGCCCCUGCCGGCCACGCCCUGCCUCAACGGCUUCCUCUCCACCGUGUCCGCCUACGUGAGCGGGUCGGGCCCCGGGAGCCGCCCCGUGGCCACGCCGGGACUGAGCCCGGAGCCCGCGGACAAGCUGGCGCAGAACUUGCUGAACUUCAACUCCUACACAACCCUCGGCAACAUCAGCGGCCACGCGGGAGGCGGCGAGUGGGCACCCCCCGCGCCCGGCAGCACCCUGGGCUACGGGGGCGCUGCCCUCAACCAGUUCAGCCCCCACUUCUACAACGGCAUCAACACCAACGGCAUCCUCUACCCCAGGGAGGGCUCCGAGGUCUAGAAACAGCCCCGGGUCCUCCGUGGCAGCUCCCCAGGGGUCCAAGACCUCCGAACGGCCCAGCCACACUGAGGAGGCUGGGGGGAAUUCAUCCUUUUCCCAGAACACGGCGUAAACCUUGUGUUUAUCUCACAUCCAUCUACAUACCCCCCCCCCACUGUGCGGUGGGAAUCCUGGCGCCUGCGUGACCAGAAUCAUCUCAGCCAUUUACUGAGCACUUACUAUGUGCUGGUGCUGCAAGGCGUGAGCACACGAUUUGCAGCCACCUUGUGUGUGUGUCCCAUGAACCUCCCCACUUAACAGAUGAGAAAACUGAGGCUCCGGGAAGUGAAGUCACCUUCCCAGGUCAUGCAGACUAGGAAGUGGCAGAGGCAGGAGUCCAAUCCAGGUCUCUGUGACCCCCAGAGUUUGGGCCAGUGAGACGGAGGAAUGGGUUGAGCAGCUAAGGAAGGGCAGGGUGGAGACCUGAUAAUGGCAAGUAUAUCCGGAUCUCCCCACCGCCUUCUAGCCACUGAUCAAAAUUUAGUGCCAGCCCUGGGCAUGCUUCAUCUUGGUCCGAGUCUUUAUUCAGUGGCCCCCAAGUUACCCUCCGGCACUCCUUUCGCUGCUACUCAAGGAGGGAAGCCCAGGUCCAGGCCCCCAGGACAGGGUGUCCGGCCUCUCCCUACGGAGGGAUGUUGCCUCCCCAGCCCCGCAGACCAUGGACAGGACAGGAGAGGAGCCAUACGCACCCCAGCACCCCCAUCUCCGCACCGCCCACUGGCAAAUUCUUACAAAACCCAGCUUCCUGUGUGCAUGUCAUGGACCAGUGAGCUGGAGGUGGCCAAGUCUUCAAGGGAAAACAAAGUUGAAUAAGUGCUUCCUUUUCUUUAGACCGGGAAAGGCUAUAAGCCACCACACGGGGGUCCCUGCAUGUAGCUCCUGGGAUCUUUUGGGUUUUCGGGGGGUGGUUGAUGUACUUUAUAUGCCUGUGAUGUUUCAUCACUGCACACCCUGGGAAGUGUUUUAUUGUUUUCUUAUGUUCUUUUUAAUUAAAAAAAAAAUAAC